AUGAAGGCUGCAUUCUCCGUCCUGGCUCUGGCCGCCUCUGCGCUGGCCAGCAACAUGCCCCCUGUCCGCCGUGGCAACGUCUACAAUGCCCACUAUGCCCGCAACGUGACUGGCAGCAGCAUCCCGGCUGUCGUCACCGAGACGGACGUCACCUACACCACCACCACCGUGUGCCCGCUGACGACGACGUCGCUCGUCUCUGGCGUCCCGACGGUGAUCACCACCGAGGUCACCUCAACCCUCACCAUCACCAGCUGCAGCGGUGGCUGCACCAAGACCACGGCCCCGGUCGCUCCCGUGACUGAGACUGACACGGAGGUCACCUACACGACCACGACGGUGUGCCCUCUGACCUCCACCACCAGCGUCUCUGGCAUCCCGACCGUGAUCACGACCCUGACCACGUCGAUCCUCACCAUCACCAGCUGCAAGGGUGGCUGCACCAAGACCACUGCUCCGGUCACCAUUACCUCCGUGCCCGAGACCACUGCUCCGGUGGCCCCCGUCACUGAGACCGACACGGAGGUCACCUACACCACCACGACCGUCUGCCCGCUCACCACCACGACCAGCGUCUCUGGCACGCCCGUCGUGCUCACGACCCUGACCACGUCCACCCUGACCAUCACCAGCUGCAAGGGCGGUUGCACCAAGACCACGGCUCCGGCUGUUGUGCCUGGCACCACCACUGACGUCGCCCCUGGUACCACCACCGAGCUGACGACCUACUACACCACCGUGUGCCCCGUCACGUCGACCUACGUGUCCAAGAACUCGACCUCGUACUCGACCUACACGACAACCAGCUCGGUCACCACCGUUGUCCCGGCCACCGUCUACCAGACCACCUCCGUCUACGUCACGACAUCUUGCCCCGUGGUCACUUACACCACCACGUCUGAGGGUGUUACUAUCGUGUCGUCCUCGAGCACGACCGUGACUGUUCCGUGCACCACGACCUACUCCACCACGGUCCCCGUCGUUGCUGUCAGCACCACUGCUGUCCCUGCCACCACCGCCCCGGUUGCUGGUGCCAGCGUGACGAGCGUUGUCCCGGUUGUCGUUCCUGGCACCACCACCGCCCCGGUUGUUGUUCCUGGCACCACUGCUGCUACCUCGGCCACCAAGGUCACCAAGGCCACCACCCCCGGCACCAUCGUCACCACGAUCCCUUCCUCUACUGGCAUCGUCGUCACUGCUGGUGCUCAGCAGAACGUUCCGGCUGUCGCCGCCCUUGUCGGCAUGGUCGGUCUUCUGGCCCUGUUCUAA
Messenger RNA from Grosmannia clavigera kw1407, 1269 nucleotides. RefSeq lists its product as uncharacterized. NCBI's taxonomy places the organism in Eukaryota, Fungi, Ascomycota, Sordariomycetes, Ophiostomatales, Ophiostomataceae. The record is from RefSeq and is a predicted model, not a curated record. Bases 1 to 1269 code for a protein of 422 amino acids. The transcript is spliced from 5 exons.